Prunus mume (Japanese apricot) is the source of this 2834-nucleotide messenger RNA. The record is from RefSeq and is a predicted model, not a curated record. Lineage: Eukaryota; Viridiplantae; Streptophyta; Magnoliopsida; Rosales; Rosaceae.
AGAAAAUAAAUGAAUUUUUAAAAUCAAUAAUCAUGUUUUAACCAAAUAAACAAUUCAGAAAUUGAAAGAUUCAUAUCAAAAUAGGAUAAUCUACACCGAAAAAGAAAAAAAAGUGUAAAUAAAAAAAGAGGAAAACUUGAAGAACUCGUACCAAAUUUAUGAGAAACAUCACAUUAGACUGUUGAGAAGACACCAUUUGCAAACCGCGAUUCUACGUAAGCUUCUCUCCAUCUUCCUCAUUCAGUAUGUUUCCUGAAAUCUACAGAGAUGAAAGGUGUAGCACCGUCCUCUUUUACUUCGCAGAUGAAAAUGGCUUCAGAGUCAGACGCAGAAGGAGGAGGUCACAGUGACCCAUCAAAUUUAUGGACUUUUGGGGUCCUCAAGCCUCCCUCCAAACAAAGAAACACAGUAAUUUUCCCAAAAAAUCACUACUUGGGAGAAACUGCAAAAGCUUUUUAUCAGUUAGUUAUAUGGGUCCAAGAAUUCUGGGCUCGUCGUCAGUGAAUCUUUUGAAAGUUGAUGAUGAUGCCAGAAAUCUUCUUGAACAAAUGGGUUCCAAUAAUCCAGGGUCGAAGGCUAUUGGCAUUGUUUCGGCCUACUAUAAAUAUAUGUCCAAUGGUUGAAGAAGCGGAUACUGGGUUAAUAGUGCUCUAUUGGAGCAUCAGUCGGGAUUUACAUUAUCGAGGCGGAGGUCCUGUAAAUGUUUUCACUGCUCGGUUGCUUGAAGGAGAUGCAAUUGUAGGGGACAUUCAAUUGAGUUACAUUGUAUUGUAGAAGUUUGUAUCUCAUAGAGGUGAUUGUGGAAAAUAACAAAUAACAAUAGCAAUUAUGUGGAGUGGUGAACGUAGAAGGAGUGCACGAAUACUUGAACUGGAAGCAAAAAAGACUCAGAAUAAGGGCAAGGCAACAUGUGAUGCAGCCAGGGAUGUUGUUACUGAAGAUUCCGACCUGACGCAGAGAAGAAAAAAGGUUAAGAGUACACCCGUCCAGGAUCUGGUUGCAAAUACAGUUGAGUGUCAACUGAAAAAAGAGGCUGGUAAUUCGAGCAACGAAGACCAUUGUACAAAUGACGUUUCCUUGUCAUCUGGUACUGUGUUACCAGAAAGAAGGAAGCUGGAACUGCUGCUUGGUAUAUUGAAAAGGAGAGACUUACACAAUCUAUUUGCAGAGGCAGUAAAUCCAGAAGAGGUUAAAGACUACUAUGAUAUCAUUAAAGAGCCAAUGGAUUUCGGCACGAUUUCAGCAAAACUCAAUGGACAAAGCUACAGAACACUUGAAGAAUUCGAGCAUGAUGUGUUUUUGGUAUGGAACAACGCAAUGCAUUUCAACUUGUCAACAACCACCUAUUAUAGACAGGCUUGUGCUAUAAGAGACCUAGCAGAGCGGUUGUUUGAUGCUUUGAAAAAUGACCCUGAGAACUUUGAAAGUAGCCAUUCCAUGACAAGACUGCGAGCCAGUAAGAGGGCUAAGACUGAAGUGAACAUUCAGAAUAGUUCUCACAGGUCAACGAAUGGGAUGGCUUCAAAGGGCUGUAGAGGUGAAAGAAGUUCUGAGCAUUCUGAAGUAGAUCAACAUGAAACCUACAGGCCUCUGAAUAGACUCCCCACUAUGAAUGAGUCAAUCGAGUCUACAGUCUAUUGCAGCUCAAAACAACUUGUGCAGACUAAGCAGAAUAGUAUUGGAUACCAAGAAAGCUUGAUGCAGUUUGUUGGGCCAACAGCUCAAAUGGUUGCGGAGCACAAUUCCACAAAAGGUGCUGAAGAUCUUAAUCCUCACAAUGCAACUUCCAACUUUCAGUGCCGAGCUCCAUGUCAAAUUCUUAAUGUGGCAUCAUCUCAAAUGGUUGGGCCAACAGCUCAAAUGGUUGCCAAGCACAAUUCGGGAAAAGGUGCUGAAGAUCUUAAUCCUCAUAAUGUGACUUCAAACUUUCAGCAUCGAGCUCUAGGUCAAAUGCUUAACAUGGCAUCACCUCAAAUGGUUGGGCCAACAGCUCAAAUGGUUGCUGAGAAGAAUUCAGACUUGAUUUGGCAGCAGUUCAAAAACAUUACCGAUCUUCAAACUGAAGAUCUUAAUCCUGAUAAUGCAACUUCAAACUUCCAGUGUCGAGCUUUAGGCCAAAUUCAUAAUGUGGCAUCAAUUAAUUCUUACAACACCAAUCCCUUAUCUGGGAGUUCCUCCUCUAUGAACUCCUUAUUUGGAGAUGGUAAAGGCAAGAAUGUGUUGAUGGCUGAUGUGCAUGCCUCCGAUCUACGGAGGGAAAUUGAGAACAUUCAUGGUCCAUGGCCAUUUCCCCAGUUUGUUUCUGGACCAAGUCAGAGUCCAGCCCUGGGCCCAAGUUAUCUUGGAGGUGGAGCACAUCAGUUUCAACCAGUGGCUGGUAGAGGAAGCACACACUAUGGAAGCAAUGUCGAGCAGGCAAGCCAAGGUUUGAAUUUGUUUAGGCCAACAGAGUUAGGGCCACAGCAACCUUUCUUCAACAAGCUAUUUGAACAGCAGAGUCAGAAUACGUCAACCUCUGGAACCAGCAGAAGUGCUAUAGAGUUAUCAGACAUAGAUGAAUGGUUAAGUGUUGGUCCUCAUCGAGACGGAUCAUCAAACACCCGAGCUCCUCCAGCAAGCUCUCAGGAGCAAGCUGCCACCGCGGGAACCGACGACUUCCCAUGGACUCUUCGCCUCUGAGGCAGGCUUUAUGAGUACUUUACAUGAAUAAACAUGUUUUCCGUAGUAUCGUAUGUUUCUUUCCUCAGAACAUGAGACCUUAUUGCUAUCCUUUGCUUUUAUGAACUAAUGGUGUGAUGAAGUUGCCUUUGUUUUUGGUUUUUCCUAUAAAAUCC